GCAGUUGCAGAGACGGGGCUCUCGGCUCUUUCGCGGUGUGAAAUGGAUUAAAUGAAGGCUGACUGCAGGAUGGACGUCGAGGACUCGGAGGGCAGCUGGGAAGCGCUGGGUAGCCGUGACCCCGUGUCCAGGGAGGCGGCCAUGGAGAACAUUCGGCAGGAGGUGAUGAGGAGGGUGCAGAACACCGGACCCGCGCAGGAGAACCCGUCGUCUCCUGGUGCCGCCGGCACCUGCCCGAGUGACCUCAACCACAUGCUGGCCCGACUGCUCAUGCUGUCCCAGAGGUGCCCGCAUGCUGAUGUCAGGGAGAAGUGUGCGGGCACCCUGCAGAGCAUCCAGGACAUCGGAGCGAGGAUCCCGAGACCGCUAGGGAACGGACCAAGCAGGUUUAUCCCUGAGAAAGAGAUCCUGCAGGUGAGCAGAGUGGAAGUGAGGACGCAGUCCAUAUUCGAAGAUGCUUUCGCUGCCCUCGGCCGCCUGGACAACAUCUCCCUGGUCAUGGGCUUCCACCCGCAGUACCUGGAGAGCUUCCUCAGGACGCAGCACUACCUGCUGCAGAUGGACGGCCCGCUGUCCCUUCACUACCGCCACUACAUCGGGAUCAUGGCGGCCGCGAGGCAUCAGUGCUCCUACCUGGUGAACCUGCACGUCAACGACUUCCUGCAGGUAGGCGGGGACCCCAAGUGGCUGAGCGGCCUGGACGGAGCUCCGCGCAAACUGCAGCAGCUCGGCGAGAUCAACAAGGUCCUCGCCCACCGGCCCUGGCUGCUCACCAAGGCGCACAUCGAGCAGCUGCUGAAGGCUGAGGAGAACAGCUGGUCGCUGGCUGAGCUCAUCCAUGCCGUAGUGCUCCUCACACACUACCACGCCUUGGCCUCCUUCACGUUCGGCUGCGGCAUCAACCCGGAGAUCCACUGCGACGGCGGCCACACCUUCAGACCGCCUUCCGUGAGCAGCUACUGCGCAUGUGACAUCGCCAACGGCAACGGGGCCAUGGAGGAGGUGCAGGGCAACCAUCAGGUGCCCGAGGCGCCCUGUGAGGUGGAGGUCCUCAUGGAGAAGAUGAAGCAGCUGCAGGAGUGCCGGGACGAGGAGGAGGCGAGCCAGGAGGAGAUGGCCACGCGCUUCGAGAGGGAGAAGACCGAAAGCAUGCUGGUGUCCACCUCGGAGGACGAGGAGACGUUGCCAUCGAGAGAAGUUUCCCGCCAUUUCGAGGACCCCAGUUACGGCUACAAGGACUUCUCCAGGCGUGGAGAGCACGUCCCCACGUUCCGCAUGCAGGAUUACAGCUGGGAAGACCACGGUUUCUCGCUCGUGAACCGUCUCUAUCCGGACUUCGGGCAGCUGCUGGACGAGAAGUUCCAGAUCGCCUACAACCUGACGUACAACACGAUGGCGGCUCACCGGGGCGUAGAUACUUCGAUGCUGCGACGUGCCAUCUGGAACUACAUCCACUGCAUGUUCGGCAUCAGAUAUGACGACUACGACUAUGGCGAGAUCAAUCAGUUGCUGGACCGUAGCUUUAAAGUGUACAUCAAGACCAUGGUGUGCAGUCCUGAGAAGAUCACCAAACGAAUGUAUGAGAGCUUCUGGAGACAGUUCUGGCACUCCGAGAAGGUCCAUGUGAAUCUGCUUCUUAUGGAAGCAAGAAUGCAGGCUGAGCUGCUCUAUGCUCUGAGAGCUAUCACCCACUACAUGACAUGAAGUGGCUUUUUUAAAAAAAGAAAAAGG
Scleropages formosus (Asian bonytongue) is the source of this 1731-nucleotide messenger RNA. It is a transcript of the gene sesn1, whose product is annotated as sestrin 1. Gene Ontology annotation, molecular function: oxidoreductase activity, acting on peroxide as acceptor; L-leucine binding. Gene Ontology annotation, biological process: cellular response to L-leucine; regulation of response to reactive oxygen species; negative regulation of TORC1 signaling. Lineage: Eukaryota; Metazoa; Chordata; Actinopteri; Osteoglossiformes; Osteoglossidae. The transcript has 11 exons. Gene Ontology annotation, cellular component: nucleus. The coding region runs from base 52 to 1704 and encodes 550 amino acids. The record is from RefSeq and is a predicted model, not a curated record.